This is a messenger RNA of Cuscuta campestris, 2175 nucleotides long. The record is from the annotation of a GenBank genome assembly. NCBI's taxonomy places the organism in Eukaryota, Viridiplantae, Streptophyta, Magnoliopsida, Solanales, Convolvulaceae.
CGUAAUGUUAUGGCAAGGAAGAGGAGAAAGAUCUGAAAUUUUGAAUUAGUUAACUGUGUGCGGUGUGCCAAAUCAUUAUAGGCACAGUUGAUCUGUCACAUUAUCAAGAUUUGAAGAAACAGAGGAUGGUUCUUAUGCGUGAGCCAAAUAUAGCUAUUCUUUGGGGAGAAUCAGUGGCUGGAAGAAAGGAAUACACACACUUGCACCUCUUGACCAGAAAUGAGGAAAAAUGGAUUGCCCACACGGGAGGAACAUUUGGCUCUGCAAAAAGAAUAGAAAACAACAAUGGCAGAUAAGAAAAGUCAAGGAGAUGACGGAGACCUCAAUUUAUCAGAAAAUGGUGACAGAUCAGAUUCUGAGUAUGAGGAAGACGAGAGUAUGUAUGAAGAAGAGGGCGAUGGCGACUAUUAUGAACAAGAAUCGGGAGAGUACCGUCAAUGGCCUCAAAGUUUCAGGGAAACAACUGAUAUCUUUACAAUUACUGCAUCUCCUAGUAUGGCAUCCUGCAUAAUGCGUGGAACUAGUAUUUUGUCAAGUCCUGACAUCCACGGUGUUAGUACCUUGGAUGCUACCCAGAGGGUUCCUUUGUUGGCCGACCUUGAAAAUGCAUUUCAAAGAAGAGACCCAGAAAGGUCUUCAAAAUUACCUACACGGUUACAACCUUCAUAUUUACAGAAGUCGACAUUGUAUAAGCAACAAACUGCAGAACUUCCCAUCAGCCAUGGAUGUACACUAGUACAAACUAUUUUCAAUGGCAUAAAUGUUAUGGCGGGUGUGGGACUUCUGUCAACACCAUUUACUGUGAAGGAAGCUGGUUGGGCAAGUUUAGCAGUGCUUCUUCUUUUUUCUGCUGUCUGUUGUUAUACAGCCACUUUGAUGAGGAGGUGCUUUGAAACCAAUUAUGGUAUCUGGACCUUUGCUGAUAUGGGAGAAGCUGCAUAUGGGAAAUGGGGGCGUAUAUUAGUAUCUAUCAUUUUGUACUUGGAGCUAUAUUCGACUUGUGUGGAAUAUGUUAUUUUGGAGGGUGAUAAUCUUACCAGGUUAUUCCCUGGAGCACAGAUUGAUUUGCCUAAUUUCAACUUAGAUUCUCAGCCCUUAUUUGCAACCCUUGCGAUUAUUCUCAUUGUACCAACACUAUGGUUCAAGGAUUUACGGCUGAUCUCUUAUCUUUCAGCUGGAGGGGUAGUUUCAACGGUCAUUGUGGUUCUUUGUCUUCUACUUCUUGGUACAGCAGAGAAGGUAGGGUUUCACCAUACAGGUCAAGUGGUCAACUGGAGAGGUGUCCCUUUUGCCAUUGGUGUCUUUGGUUUCUGCUUUAAUGGGCAUACUGUUUUCCCAAAUAUUUACCAUUCCAUGUCUGAUAAAACCCAAUUUACAAGGGUUUUAAUUAUAUGUUUUAGUUUGUGUGUUCUUAUGUAUGGUGGAGCUGCAGUCAUGGGAUUUAUGAUGUUCGGUCCAGAUACACUGUCACAGAUUACUCUGAACAUGCCUAACCAUUCAGUUCUUUCUAAAAUUGCAGUUUGGACAACAGUUAUGCUCCCACUCUUCAAAUAUCCUUACCUUUAGUAAAUCCACUAAACUCAUGGUUGUUUUUGUACACGGUUGCUUAGUUACUCAGUUCAACUCCUUAAUGCUUCCCAAAUAUGCUUUAUUAAUGAAUCCAUGUGCUCGGAGUAUAGAAGAACUGCUGCCUAAUGGUUUGUCUGGUAGCUUUUGGUGUUUCAUUCUGCUAAGGACUAUCCUGGCAAUCUCUACCCUUUUUGUGGCUUUCUUGGUGCCCUUUUUUAGUACGAUGAUGGCUCUUGUUGGUUCUCUUUGUAGUGUACUUAUGGCUGUUAUAAUGCCAUCAUUGUGUUUCUUGAAAAUUGUAGGCGACAAGGCAACUAACAGACAGGUCAAGAUUAGCAUUGCAAUUGUAAUAUUGGGCAUAAUCUGCUGUGCCGUUGGAACUUACAGUUCGGUUUCAAGAAUGCUGCAGAAAUACUGAUACAGAUCAAUGUUGCCAAUUGCCUGCCGUUCUCUUCUUCAUGGCUGGAGCUUUUCUCGUCCACAGAUUCAAGCGUUUGAGUAUUUGUUUUGAGACCCAUGAAUUUAAGUGUCCUUAGGGGCUGUUUGGUUCAAGAAUUGACAAAGUACUUGAGGAAUAGUAUUACAUUGCUGAUAAGUAGUAACCCA